Molecule: messenger RNA, 2269 nt
Organism: Daphnia carinata
Lineage: Eukaryota; Metazoa; Arthropoda; Branchiopoda; Diplostraca; Daphniidae
Product: neuropeptide F receptor-like
Exons: 5
Coding region: 201-1691 (496 amino acids)
Biological process (GO): G protein-coupled receptor signaling pathway
Cellular component (GO): membrane
Molecular function (GO): neuropeptide Y receptor activity
Source: RefSeq, a predicted model, not a curated record
GAAAUGAAUUCGAACGUGCAUGUGGAUGGUUGUUUGUGUGUCGUGAUGCAAUUGACUUUCACUCAGUAUAAAUCAAACAAAAACAAAGUGUCAUCUGUUACGUUUCAUUUAGAGAGCGUGAUAUCCAGCAAUCCGGAAUGAUUUUACUUCCUGUCGGAAAGAAAACCAAUUAAACAAGGAAUCAGAAGACAAAAAAUAAAAUGGACGGUUUAACGUGGACGUCUGGAUCGAUGACGACGACCGAUUUAUUUUUGAGUGAAUCUUUCCUCAACUCUACCGAAACGAACGUCUCGAACACGAACUCGUCGUUGCUGACGAUUCCGGCGUUCGGUGACGUCGAGUUGGAUCUCUCGCUCAUCGAGCGUUUCCGCUCCAACAGUCGAGUCAACGACGGCGCCUUCUUUUGCCUCAUAGCGGCCUAUUGCGUCCUCAUCAUCUUCGGAACACUGGGCAACUCGCUCGUCGUCUUCGUCGUCGCCCGCCAACCGGCCAUGAGGACGGCUCGCAACGUCUUCGUCGUCAAUCUAGCCAUCUCCGACUUGCUCCUCUGCCUCAUCACUAUGCCACUAACGUUGAUGGAAAUACGGUCGUACACUUGGCCGUUGGGCAACUCGCCCGUCUCGUGCAAAAUGGUGGGCUCAUUGCAGGCCGUUUCCAUCUUCGUUUCGACGCUCUCCAUCACGGCCAUCGCGCUCGACCGUUACCAGUUGAUCGUCUACCCCACUAAGAAGAGUUUCCAGCUGACGGGCGCUUUGCUGGCCCUGGCCGGCAUCUGGACUCUCGGCGUCGUUCUGGCUCUUCCCCUUUUUAUCGUCCGCACGCUGCAGCAUCACGACAUCCCCAUACCCAACUCGCCCAUCACCUCCGUCGACUAUUGCCUGGAAGAGUGGCCGAACGAGAGGGGCCGUUCCCUUUAUUCCAUCGGCAGCAUCUUGAUCCAGUACGCCUUGCCCAUCAUUACCGUGUCCGUGGCUCACGCGCGCAUCUGCAACAAACUCCAAGUGCGGAUGGCUUCCAUGAGCCAUCAGCAACAGCAGUCGAUGCGCCAACCGCCCAGCGUCACCAACGGCCAGCAAACUCCGAACGAUUCUUCUACGGCUGCCCGUGCCGUGGCCCGCGAAGAGAAACUCCGUAAAACCAAUACGCUCCUAGUGGCCAUCGCUAUCAUUUUCACCAUCUGUUGGUUGCCCAUGAACACGUUCAACGUCGUCGUCGAUACCUGGAACGUCUUUGGAGAUGACACAGAAACGAUGCUAAUCUGCUACGCCGUCUGCCACAUGGUCGGCAUGUCUUCGGCCUGUGCUAAUCCGCUUCUUUACGGCUGGUUGAACGAUAAUUUCCGUAAAGAGUUCCACAAGAUUGGCACUUCUUUCAUUACCAAAACGAUGAAAACGAAAGCGACGACUAGCAACGCCAAUCCUCCGGAGAUUGCCGGCAUUCACGCGGGAAGUAAGCGACUCGAAGCGACGUCCGCCGUGAUCGAGAAAGACGGCCAAAAGCAAUCGAUUGUUGUUCCAUGUCCACAAGCGACAGGUGCCACUACAGCCGUGACUAUGUUACCAUCGCCGACGGGUGUGUCUCAUUACCGGACGGAAGUGACGGUCGUCACCCAUUUGGGGGCCGAACCUCCGGCUUCCGUCUAUCGGGUCAACGAGACUAAUGCGUCCGUCUCUCAGGAGCAACACCUUUGACUGACGAGUCGAUUAACGAUCGCUUCAUUUAUUUUCAAUUUAAUUAGCGACGAUCAUUUACCAAAUUCAAAUUGGCUAUUAAAGCACGUCUGUAAAUACGCUCUUUAGCUUCUUCCAACUGUCUGAUUGUCUUUUGUGUUAUGCGUGUCGUUCUGUUUGAUUUUCUAGAGCAACAUGAACGAUAUAUAAAAGAGCUUUGAUGAGAUUGUCUGCAAAUUAGGUUAAGCCAUUAGUCCUUCUUUUUUAAAUAGUGACUCUUUUCUUGUCCAUACGAAUAUCGACUGACAGUGGGAGGAACAAACUGUGAAGCCUAGCGAUGUUGUUUGUUAGUGGACUUCUAUGGUAAAUAAUCUAGGCUGUUGAGGAUUACAGCUGAAGAGUUGAAAUUGGGUAUAAAAAUACACGUAACGCUCUUUGUGUAGACGGGCCUCGCGUAUUGCAUAGUUGAGCUGUACAUACUUGCACAUUGCCCUAUUUAUAGAACAUUUUGAUUGGGAAUAGAAAAAUGAGAGUGAUUCCAGUUUGAAAAUAUUACAUAACUAUUUAGAUUGAAUUUUCCGGUAAAAUUAAAAAUGAGC